AUGUCGCCUACUUACAACCAUUCCGCCGAAACCGACCCCUCCCGCCCUAGUCUGGAAGACGCUAUCAUCAAUCCAGGAGCUGUGAAAAUCAACGUUCAAGGCGCUUAUAUUGUGGACGAUCAACCUCCGACCCCAGAAAGUCCAGCAGAAGAAGACGGAAUAGUAUAUGAACGCAAAGAUAUUCGACUACCUCACCAUACAAGUGUUAUUGGAGGCUCAUUGGCAAAAUUAGUUUACUUCACCAGAGAAAUCUCAUCACAAUCAGAGGGCGGUCGGUUAAAUUUCAUCAAAUUCGAGACAGAACGGAUAGACCGAUGCAUCGAAUUCAUAAAACAGCUAAAGGAGGACCAUGAAAGACUCAAUGGCUCUGCGCCGGGCGAGUUGUCUGUUGUUGCAACUGGAGGAGGCGCUUACAAGUACUAUGACAAACUGAAGGAGACGUUGAAGGUGGACAUUCUACGAGAGGAUGAGAUGGACUGCUUAAUAACAGGCCUCAAUUUUUUCAUUACCGAGAUACCCAACGAAGUUUUUAGCUACAGUGAAACCGAGCCCAUGAAAUUCGCCGAACCCAACGGGAGCGUUUAUCCAUAUCUCCUUGUCAAUAUUGGAUCAGGAGUUUCGAUGAUCAAAGUGUCUGGUCCCAAAGAAUUCCAACGUGUAGGAGGUACGCACCUUGGCGGUGGAACUUUCUGGGGCUUAAUGGCACUUUUAACUGGUGCUACUACCUUCGACGAUAUGCUGGCAAUGGCCGACCGGGGUGACAACAGUGGUGUCGAUAUGUUGGUAGGCGAUAUCUAUGGAAUGGAUUAUAACAAGAUUGGGCUGAAAAGUACGGCAAUCGCCAGCACGUUUGGCAAAGUGUUGAAGUUGAAACGAAGUGCUGAGCAGCGAGCUGAGGACGGCUCCGAUCUUGGCGAAGACCCAGAGGAUACGCCGCCGGUACAGUUUAGCCAUGCCGAUAUGAGUCGAAGUCUCUUAUUUGCAAUCAGUAACAAUAUUGGUCAAAUUGCGUAUUUGCAAUCUGAAAAGCACCAGCUGAAACACAUCUACUUUGGCGGUUCCUUUAUUCGCGGUCACCUUCAAACUAUGAACACACUAUCUUAUGCUAUCAAGUUUUGGUCUAAAGGCGAGAAGCAGGCUUACUUUUUACGACACGAGGGGUAUCUCGGCGCAGUCGGCGCGUUCUUGAAACUGCAGCCCCAGAAUUGGGGGCGUCGAAACAGCAUCGACGAGGCAUCAGCGACUAAGCAAUUCCGUGAAAAUCUCGUGCAGGAGAUCAAUCAUUCUCAAUCGGCCGAACAGGAAGAACAACAAUGA
Talaromyces amestolkiae is the source of this 1317-nucleotide messenger RNA. RefSeq lists its product as uncharacterized. Gene Ontology annotation, cellular component: nucleus; cytosol. The record is from RefSeq and is a predicted model, not a curated record. Gene Ontology annotation, biological process: coenzyme A biosynthetic process. The coding region runs from base 1 to 1317 and encodes 438 amino acids. Gene Ontology annotation, molecular function: pantothenate kinase activity; ATP binding. The transcript is spliced from 4 exons. NCBI's taxonomy places the organism in Eukaryota, Fungi, Ascomycota, Eurotiomycetes, Eurotiales, Trichocomaceae.